GAAAGAUGAGUGGUCGAGUCCUGUGCAUUUCAACGAUUCCAUUUCGCUUCCAUUCCAUCUCUAAGCUUCCUUCUUAUCCAUCUUCCAAUUCCAGGCUUUGGUUUUGCGGAAACCCAAACGUGAUUGGGAUGGAGGAGCAGGGGUUCUUACAGGCUUCUGAGGCAGUUGUCGCCGAUACCGAUCUGCUCAAGAAGAAACUGGAAGCUAUGCGCCUUUCGGGACCACAGAAGCUCCAGGUUAUUGCUGACUUUGAUGCUACGCUAACGAGAUACUGGAUUGAUGGCCGCCGAGGUCAAAGCAGUCACGGUCUUCUAAAGCAGGGGAAUCCUGAUUAUGAUGAUAAGAGAGAAGAACUUUAUAAAUAUUACCAUCCCUUGGAAUAUUCUCCUACAAUUUCGAUAGAAGAGAAAACGAAGCUCAUGGAAGAGUGGUGGGGCAAAAGCCAUUCACUUCUUAUUGAAGGAGGUCUUACAUUUGAUGCAAUAAAGCAAUCAGUUGCUGAUGCCACUAUUGCUUUUAGGGAGGGAGUGGUUGAGCUGUUUGAACUUCUAGAGGAAAGGAAUGUUCCUGUUCUUAUAUUUUCAGCUGGUCUUGCUGACAUUAUAGAGGAGGUCCUGAGGCAGAAGCUUCACAGAUCUUUUAAGAAUAUUAGGAUCGUUUCGAAUAGAAUGGUGUUUGAUGAUAAUGGUUGCCUUGUAUCAUUUAAGGGCAAGACAAUUCAUAGUCUAAAUAAGAAUGAGCAUGCUCUUGACAUGGCCGCUCCUCUUCAUGACCAAUUGGGUGAUGUAAAUGGAGCAACUAAUGACAGUGCCUCAGUAAGAAAACGGACGAAUGUACUUCUUCUUGGUGACCACAUCGGGGAUUUGGGGAUGUCAGAUGGUUUAAACUACGAUACACGGAUAUCUGUGGGGUUUUUGAAUGACAACAUUGAGAACUCUCUUGACAGCUAUCGCAACGCCUUUGAUAUUGUUUACCUGAAUGAUGCAUCCAUGCUGGGAGUGGUUAAACUUGUACACCAGCUCUUUCCAGUUGGAGGCAUCUGAGGGACAGAACUUUUCUAUAUGGUUAAUGAAGGUGAUCACUUCCAAUUCUGAACAAGAGUAUCGUUCUCCUUUCCAGCUGAGUGUCAACACUCGCUGCUUUUACUCAUUCUUUAGUAGAGUAGUUUGAAUAUGAAACCAGGCAUUUCAAUGUGAACCUCAGGAAUUAAAUGCUUGACGUAGGGUUUCUCUGCUGACAUUGGUUGGUAUUUGGUGGUCGCUUAGAAAUUCUUUGUUUUAUGACAAUUUUCAAAUUCGACAUGAGAUAAAAUCAUUAAAUCCUAUCAACUUCUGAAUAAUUCAUAAUAUGCUUAUCU
Messenger RNA from Cucurbita maxima (winter squash), 1357 nucleotides. Its product is annotated as 7-methylguanosine phosphate-specific 5'-nucleotidase A. The transcript is spliced from 10 exons. Bases 6 to 1043 code for a protein of 345 amino acids. Gene Ontology annotation, molecular function: 5'-nucleotidase activity; magnesium ion binding. NCBI's taxonomy places the organism in Eukaryota, Viridiplantae, Streptophyta, Magnoliopsida, Cucurbitales, Cucurbitaceae. Gene Ontology annotation, cellular component: cytoplasm. The record is from RefSeq and is a predicted model, not a curated record.